AUGUGUAAGAAACAAUCAGUAGAAUGUCAGUACAAAUGGUUGAAGAGAUUUUUAAUUGUGUCUAAUUCAUUAAAUUUGGUAUUUGGUACAUGUUUAAUUGUUCUGGGCAGUUAUGUACAUCUAUUUCUGAGUACAUUUUUACGUAAUAUGCCAGUUCAUAUGUUAUCAUUGACAUUUAUCAUGAUGGCACUUGGAUGUCUUUUGUUCUCACUUGGUAGUAUUGGUAUAUUAUUCGUUUUCACUGGACGUCGAAGAAUUAAUGCACUUUAUACAGUACUGUUGAUAGUGGCUGCAUCAAUCAGUAUCAUUGUUAUUGUAACGACAUCCAUUUUGCGCAAAAAGAUGGAUAUGAUGUUUCGAGAUAUCAUCAAAGAUUCUAUCAACCAGUAUACUAGGAAAAAUAGUUAUGCAGCAUUUGUGAACACAAUACAAUUGCAGCAUAAAUGUUGUGGUGCAAAUUCAGUCAUGGAUUAUACUGUGAGUAAUCUCUCAGUACCAGUAUCAUGUUAUCCUGACAAAGCCAAAAUACCGCAUAAAAAAGGUUGUGCGAGAAUGCUUAACGCGAUCGUCCAAUGUCAUUUAACUUACAUCACUUCAUUACUGGUCGUGUUUUUACCGAUGGACAUAGCCUCAAUGGUUUGUGGUAUACUUAUGUUACACAAAGUGAAAUCUGUCCCAUGGGAAACAAGAUUUGCUCAUUGUUGA
Messenger RNA from Schistosoma intercalatum, 705 nucleotides. Lineage: Eukaryota; Metazoa; Platyhelminthes; Trematoda; Strigeidida; Schistosomatidae. The record is from the annotation of a GenBank genome assembly.